Molecule: messenger RNA, 2015 nt
Organism: Rubroshorea leprosula
Lineage: Eukaryota; Viridiplantae; Streptophyta; Magnoliopsida; Malvales; Dipterocarpaceae
Source: the annotation of a GenBank genome assembly
AUCAUUUCUAAGUUUCAGCACAAACAGAAACGCGUCACAUUCCUGAGUUUCAAUCAACCUGGUUUCGAAAUCGGUUUCCAUUUCUAGGACAGAUUUCCGGCGUCAUCGCCUUCCUCUUUUAUACAAGGUGUGCUUCCCAAUCAAUCAGAGUUGGAGAUUCUUGAGAUGGGACAGAGUUGCCGCUACUGAGUUGAAUUAUCCUAAUUUAAAAUCUUGCUAGGUGGGAAGGUUUUAAGUAAGAUUUAAGUCACUUUUUUGCUACUUGAGAUUUGAUACAUAUUCUUGUCAUGGGAUGAGAAUGAUUUUCCUGUCCUUUUGUAUUUCUUGUGGUUUUGAUUGACAUUUGUGGAAUCAUCAUCAGUGUUAAGGAUUAUGUCUAUUUAAGUCAUGGUUGCUAAACUUCACUUGUCAGUUUUUGUGCAUAUCUUUUGGUUUUAUUUCUCCUUUAGCAGCAAUGUUCUCUAGGAGGAAGUUCAAUCAGUAAAAAUGCUGCUCUAAUGCUACGUGUUUUGAUUUCACUUGGUUCCUAGCUCUCUGUUUCCCAGGAUUAGUGGAGAAAUCAGUUUAUCUCAUUGCCAGUUACUUUACUCAAAUCUUGCUACUCGCAACUACCUUGACCAUCUGUAUUGAAAUCCACUUUAGUUUUCUGCUCAUAUGCUUGUUUCAUCUCUCUUCAGGAAACUAAUUAAUCUUUGGUAUUUUGAAGAUUAGCUGCCUAGGAGCAGCUGACAAACAAAUUCCACUUCACUUCAGAUAGGGUUCAUUGAAAUGGAUGGUCAUGGGCAACAUGAAAAUGGGAGGUAUAGGGUGGAUUACUGCAAAGGAGCACUCCCUCCAUGGAAUAUGAUGCCACCACAUCAAGUAAAGGAGCAAAAUAAUGCUCUGGUCAUGAACAAGAAAAUCAUGUCCAUAAUCAAUGAAAGAGAUGCAGCUAUUGUAGAACGGAAUAUAGCACUUGCUGAAAAGAAGGAAGCAUUGGCUGCACGAGAUGAGGCCCUCCAGCAGCGAGAUAGAGCACUUGCUGAGCGAGACUGUGCCUUAAUGGAGAGAGACAAAGCCUUAGCUUUGCUUCAAUACCGGGAAAAUAACUUCUCCAUGGGAAGUGGAAUGCAACGUGGAGCAAAGCGAAUGCACCACCCAACAUACCAUUCAACUGAUGUGGCUGAGACUCUGAACACAGGGGAGAUGCAAUUAACCAAUGCCCUUCCCAUGACCAUGACUACCUCUGAAGCAGUCAAGUCAUGUCAGGCAAAAGAAAAUAAGGCUUCUUUGAAGAAACAAAAGUCCCCAAGGAAUGCAAAGAAAGCAAGCAAGGAUUUAGAUCAGCACGCUGGUGGUGAUGUGAAGAAGUUCAGAUCCGACUGGGAUGGUCAAAAUAUGGGGUUGAAACUGGUCAAUUUUGAUGAUUCCACAAUGCCAGUACCAGUUUGCUCCUGCACAGGAGUUCCUCGACAAUGCUACAAAUGGGGAAGUGGUGGGUGGCAGUCUUCUUGUUGCACCACCACUCUGUCAUCAUACCCACUGCCACAGAUGCCAAACAAGCGCCAUGUGAGAGUGGGUGGCCGAAAGAUGAGUGGUAGUGUCUUUACAAAAUUGAUUAGUCGGCUGAGUUUUGAGGGCCACGAUUUAUCAGUACCUGUGGAUCUCAAGAACUUCUGGGCUAAACACGGGACGAACCGCUACAUCACCAUCAAGUAGCUUGUGAUGAAACCUGAAGAUGAAGCCUGUUUCCUCACUGAGCCUAGCCUAUGACUGUUCAGGUUUUAACCAUGGCCUAUAGCUUUGGUGGCAAUCAAUACUAAACCACAGGAGAGGAAAUGAUAGAGCUUGUUUGAAGGGAAGGUUUAUCAUUUGCUCCUCUGCUAUAUAGGAUUUAGGGCAUUGUAAUUUCCCCUACUUAGCUACCGAGUUAAUGCAUACUCGGCCAUAACAAAGCGGUAUUUUGUUUUGUUAAAUCAUCUAUGAUUACCAUUGCUCCUUGUGGAAUUUCUUAUUAAUCAACGAGCCCCUUGGUC